Manihot esculenta (cassava) is the source of this 1147-nucleotide messenger RNA. Its product is annotated as cysteine-rich repeat secretory protein 38-like. Lineage: Eukaryota; Viridiplantae; Streptophyta; Magnoliopsida; Malpighiales; Euphorbiaceae. The transcript has 3 exons. The record is from RefSeq and is a predicted model, not a curated record. The coding region runs from base 116 to 1057 and encodes 313 amino acids.
AGUUCGGCUUAAAAUAUAUGAAGGCCAUAAGGUAGAGAUUUCAAACCAGUAAGCUUCUGGGUCAUCUAUUUAUAGUAUACAGGGAUUAGAAACAGUAUUUUGAGGAGAAAUAGAAAUGGGUUUUUCAAGAUUGCUGCUUUUCUUUUAUCCCACUUUCCUUCAACUUCUAGCCAUUGCCAUGGCACAGGCACCUCCUCUGUUUUAUGUUUGUGGAGAAAGUGGCAAUUUUACCACUAAAAGCACCUACCAAUCAAACCUUGAUCGCACCCUCGCCUCCCUCGCCUCCGACACUAAAAUACCCUCCGGCUUUUACAACGAUUCAUCAGGCCAAAAUGCAAAUAAAGUUAAUGCAAUUGCACUUUGCAGAGGAGAUAAAAAGCCUGAAACUUGCCGUAGCUGCAUAAACAACUCCAGCCAAACGCUGAGGAACCUCUGCCCCAACCAGAAGGAGGCUAUUGCUUGGCGGGAUGAUGACUGUAUGUUAAGGUACUCAAAUCGCUCCAUAUUUGGGAAGAUGGAAUUUGAUCCUAAACUUAUUCUGUACAACAUUAACAAUGUCUCCGAAGUAGCCCAAUUCAAUCAGGCGCUGAACCCUCUUUUAGCCAGCCUAACGAGUCGAGCUGCAGCUGGCGAUUCUCUUCGCAAGUUCGCAACUGGUCAUGCAACUACAGAAAACAACGAAACUAUAUAUGCGCUUGCGCAGUGCACUCCUGAUUUGUCGAAAGAAGAUUGCAGCAAUUGCUUAAACAACGCCACAGGAUUGUUUCCACAGUGUUGUGGUGGGAAGCAAGGCGCCAGAGUUGUUACACCCAGCUGCCAUUUUAGGUAUGAGAUAGAGCUUUUCUAUGACUCGGGGGUGGAGGAGAUGCCACCAUCACCAACACCUCUUCCGGUGCUGCCACCGCCACAACGAGCACCGCAGCCGGGGGUGGCACUCUCACCACCAGCUGCACUGACGCCUCAAACACCAAGUGGUGAAUCUAGUACAACAGGAAAAGCAAGAAACAGAGUUGCAGGGGCUUUCAUUGCCGGAGUUUUUCUAUUGUUGUUUUGGUAGUAUCAGUUCUGCUCCCAAUAGUGUGGCUCUGCCCUGUAUUACUUGCAAUGGAGAUUAUCUUCUUGAAUAAUAACUCUCAUCUUAAUUUCA